AUGACGUCGUUUGAAACUUUGUAUGGAAGGAAAUAUAGAACGCCACUGUACUGGUCAGAGUUGAGCGAACUUAAGCUCAUUGGUACAGAUUUGAUACAAGAAACGGAGGAUAAAGUACAAAUAAUUCAUAAUUGCUUAAAAGCGACGUUUGAUCAUCAAAAGUCUUAUGCAGAUUUAAAAUGGAAGGAUAUAGAGUUUACCAUUGGCGACGGUGUAUUUCUAAAAGUCUCUCCUUUGAGAAAGGUGCUACGAUUCGGGAAAAAGCGAAAACUGAGUCCGAGGAUUAUUGGACCAUAUGAGAUUACUGAGAGAGUUGGUCCUGUAGCAUACAGAUUAGUGUUGCCCUCAGAACUUGAGAAGAUUAAUAAUGUCUUUCACGUUUCCAUGUUGAGACAAUACCGUUCAAACCCUUCACAUGUGGUUACUCCCUCUGAGAUUGAGAUACUGUCGGACUUAUUGUAUUUUGAAGGACUAAGCAGGGUUUUGGUACGUGAAGUAAAAGAACAAUGGAAUAAGAAAGUACCACUAGUUAAAGUUUUAUGGAACCGUCACAAGGUAGAAGAAGCUAUUUGGGAGACUGAAGACUCAAUGAGAUCACAGUACCCAGAUCUAUUUACUAGUAAGAAAUUUUGGGGACAAAAUUUCCAAAGAGGGGGAGAGCUAUAA
Molecule: messenger RNA, 666 nt
Organism: Gossypium raimondii (Peruvian cotton)
Lineage: Eukaryota; Viridiplantae; Streptophyta; Magnoliopsida; Malvales; Malvaceae
Exons: 1
Coding region: 1-666 (221 amino acids)
Source: RefSeq, a predicted model, not a curated record